Molecule: messenger RNA, 766 nt
Organism: Branchiostoma belcheri (Belcher's lancelet)
Lineage: Eukaryota; Metazoa; Chordata; Leptocardii; Amphioxiformes; Branchiostomatidae
Exons: 4
Coding region: 129-488 (119 amino acids)
Source: RefSeq, a predicted model, not a curated record
CAUCAGAGUUUGUGAGAACAACACUGACUGCCGUCUGAAGAACAAACGCCCUACACCGGGACGGAUCAUUCGCAAAGAUUCGUAUACGUCUAAAGUUGACCGUAGGUUCGACCGUAGCUCGUCCAAGUAUGAAAGUUGCUUUGCUGAUAGCUGUCAUGUUGGCAUCUGCACCUAUCGUCCUAACAUGGAGAAGGAGGGGAGGGGGUGUGAAGAAAGCUUUUGAGAAGAAAGAAGAGGCUCUCCAAGAUGCUGCGGCUAUGAUGAAGAAAGUGGUGCAUGACGAGGAGAGUAAAUCGGCCCUGGAGCUAAUGAGGGAGUUCCUGGAAGCGGAGGAAAACAACGAUAACACCUUCGAAAAGAAAGUGGCUACUCUCCAGGAGGCUGCAGCUGAUAUGGAGGAGAAGGUGAAUGAAGUGGAGGAAGAUGCCGCCUUGGGUCUACUGGAGGAGGAGCUGGAGGAGCUGGAAGAGGAACUAGAGGAACUAUAAAAAGUCAAGGGCGAUGACGAUGAGUAAAGAUGUUGAUGAUAACUCUUUAAUGAUACGUUCUGUUUUUAUAAUGGACCCCCUCACCAUUAGAUAGCGACCAUACCGACCAAAGUUGAUUUUUUGUGACACUUGAGUUAUUUCUUGGAAAACCGUGAACUGAUACGCCUUCAAACAUAAUAUAACACAAAACGUAAGAAAAAUCGCUCUCUCUUUAUGAAAUUAAAAACAUGACAUUAUUUCUAUUGUUUUUAUUCAUGUUUCUUCUCCAUCUUCUUCUC